UACACGUUCAUUAGGGCUCCCACUGUUGGUCGUACAUUUAUUGCUUCUCCAUUGAUUCGACGAGUUGAAUCCGAAUAUGGUGUGGUGAUUCAUUGCGUGAAGCUGCUUUUGCUCCUCUCUAGAUUGCUUGGAUCCAAUGGAAGAAUCGUAUGGCAAUCUCCCAGCCAGCCAUUCUGUUGGCUCUGUUCCCGCUGUUGUGGGUGAAGAUAGUAAAACUAACCAGGAAGUUCCUGGUGCAACAUUGCAAACACAUCAACAUACUAGUGCUGGAAGUGGUGGUCCAGGAUACCAAAGAAUUGGCCGUAACAAUGAUGAAGGUGCACAACAGUCUUCAAACAACUGGAAGGGAAUUUUCGACAUUUCUUCAUAUACACAAUAUUUUAAUGUAGAUACAGACAUUGUGGUGAACAGACUGCUAAGUUCUUUACAUCCCACGAGUGGAGAUUUUGUCAACAAAAUUGAUGCAAACCCAGACCUAUAUGGACUCGUCUGGAUCUCCACAACUUUGGUUUUCUUGAUAGCCUCUUUUGGAAAUUGUGCCACCUACUUAAUGAACAAGAGGAGCGAAAAAAGCAUUUCAUGGGAUUUCGAUGUCAGCUAUGUACACGUUGCUGCAGGCUCCAUUUAUGGUUAUGUCAUCAUAGUUCCCCUGGGAUACUACUUUUUGCUUCAGUACUUGGGUUCAAGCGUCAGCCUCAUACGCUUUUGGUGCUUGUGGGGAUAUUCCCUUUUCAUUCUCAUCCCGACUUCUCUACUUUUGGUUAUUCCAGUUGAGUUUCUGCGCUGGGUUAUCAUAUUAGCUGCCGGCGCUGCUUCAUCCAGCUUUAUUGGGCUGAACCUCGGAUCAUACAUAGAAUCAGUCGACCUCUCUAUUGUGGCUGUCUCAGCAUUCGUCUUGCAAAUGGGCUUGUCUAUCUUCAUCAAAGUGCGAUUUUUCCCUUAGCUCCGGACUGAUUUAAGUCUAUGAUCCAGGAGGUUCCUACCUAUAACUAGUGAAUACAGAUUUUAUCUUUUAGAUUUGAAGGUGUUUGCAAUGGGAAAAUAUUGAAAGGUAACAAAGAAAAAAAUUGCAUUUGGUUUUGCUAUGAACAUGCUUACACUUUCUUAUGAAUUCUAUACUCUUGUCCAA
Molecule: messenger RNA, 1129 nt
Organism: Andrographis paniculata
Lineage: Eukaryota; Viridiplantae; Streptophyta; Magnoliopsida; Lamiales; Acanthaceae
Exons: 7
Coding region: 137-943 (268 amino acids)
Biological process (GO): vesicle-mediated transport
Cellular component (GO): membrane; Golgi apparatus
Molecular function (GO): small GTPase binding
Source: RefSeq, a predicted model, not a curated record